AUGAGAAUCCCACAAUAUUUUGUCCUGUGGUUCCAUGUUGUUUUUGCUUUAACUUCUUGCUUUAUAGCCGCUGGUGUAUCUUUAGAUUAUGUGCUAUCCAUAAAUGCCAUUUCAUUACCUCCACACAGUUACGAAUCAUUACGGGUUUCAUCACCUUCAGCUUCACCAUCUCUAUCUCCACUUUCACCUCUGCCUCCAAUUCCUUUGAUCCCACCUUCUAUGCCUCCUUCUCCGUCUCCAUCUCCGCCGCCGCCUCCACCUCCAUCGCCGUCUCCGCCUUCACCUCGAUCAUCUCCACCUCCUUCUCCGUCUCCAUCUCCGCCUCCGCCUCCGCCUCGAUCAUCUCCACCUCCACCUCCACCUCCAUCGCCGUCUGUCUCUCCGUCUCCAUCUCCAUAUCCAUUUCCACCUCCACCUCCAUCUCCAUCCCCACCACUUCCUCCCAAAUAUAGAUCACCACCUCCACCAUUACUAUCUCCACCACCUCCGCGCCAUUACAAACCACCACCACCUCGAUCAUCUCCACCUCCACCACGUCAUUUUAAGCCACCACCACAUCGUUUUCCUCCACCUCGACCGCAUUAUUUUAAGCCACCACCACCUCAAUCUGUAUCACCACCUCGACCACAUCAGUCUAAAUCACCACCAUCUCCAUAG
Messenger RNA from Nicotiana tabacum (common tobacco), 657 nucleotides. NCBI's taxonomy places the organism in Eukaryota, Viridiplantae, Streptophyta, Magnoliopsida, Solanales, Solanaceae. The record is from RefSeq and is a predicted model, not a curated record.